CCAUAUUGUCAGCUUGCGAAGAGAGCGCGUCAUUUCUUCAAAAAUGUCGAAAUAGUACGUGUCAUCACUGUCUUUGAUAACAUGCUCGCUUGUAUUAUAAUGUAGUGUUUAGUGUUAGACGCUAUCACGAUGAUACAGCUAGCUUAGCAAUUCAUUAGCCGACGUUGUGAGUGGAGCUGCUCCGUGGCGCUCCGCCUGUAACGUUACUUUCUUCCACUAAUGUCUUUAUUUGACAGGCGGACUGUAUCGACUAUAGACGCUAAGAUGGCGCACACUGGUGCAACGGGAGACGCAGCCGCGGACGAUUGCUCUGUCCAGCAAGGGUCUAGUGUCUGCCUGCGGAGUCGACCGUGCUCCAGCGAGAGAGACGGUCAUGUCCGGGCGGUCAAAGCGGCUCUUCAGUCCCGGCUGGGGCCCUACGAGCCCGUCCUGACCUACCUACAGUCCGUCCUGGUGUGGGAGAGACCUCUACAGUGUGUGCUUCUCUACACCGCGGUCAACGUUGUGUUCUGGUUCUUCGCCCUGACCUCACUGCGCCUGCUGUUCCUGCUGGCUUCUGGUCUGGCUGUGGUCGUCUGUGUUGAUACCUGGAGAAAUAAGAUCUGGCCUGUGAUUAGAGUCAGCAACCUGGACGAUUCAGAAACUGAGAGCUGGGGUCUGGUGCAGCCGGGCAUUCUCAGUGUGCCUGAGCUGUGCCACCACAUCGCUGAGGCCUGGGUCAGUGGAGCACUUCUCUUAUCCAGUGUGGUGCAGUACAAACAGCAUCAGCCUGGCAAGUUCUGCAUGCUGACCUGUGGAGUGUUCAGCUGCUUGGCUGUGGUUGGCAGCUCCAUUCCUGGACUGGUGCUCUCCUACUCUGCUGUGUGGGCUACUGUCCUGGCUCCUCUGGGAGCCUAUCACAGGGUUUUUCAGCAUGUGUGUUUGAAGCUGGAUCCGGUCCUGCAGAGACUGGACUUCAGUGCUUGUGGCUUCAUGAUGUCAAAGCCCAUUGAUAAUCAGUUCCUGCGGAGGCCUCUCCGCGGCUUAGCCUCGGGUGAAGACAACGAUAGCGAGGAGGAAGAGUUGGCUGCUUUCUGCCCAUCAUUCGAUGAUGCUACUGUUGCUAAAGAACUUGCUCUGACCGACUCUGAGCACUCUGAUGCUGAGGUGUCCUACACCGAUAAUGGGACAUUUAACCUAUCGCGUGGCCAGACCCCGCUCACAGAGGGCUCUGAGGAUCUCGACAGACACAGUGACGCUGAGGAAUCAUUUGCUCGAGACCUCCUAGGCUUCCCCUCCAUCAACCCCGAUGCCACUCUGAUGGACGACGACGACGACGACACGAGCAUAGGUCUGCUGAGUCUGUCCGCGCUAGCUAGUCACCGGGCCUCAGUGCUGGAUGUAGAUGCUCAUCUGGACUCGGACCAGGAGGACCUGGAUUCAGAACUCUCUCUCAGCGGGCUGCCACCUGCCUCCGAUUUCGCCGGAGACUUGGCCGGAGUCAUCGCCAGCAACAUGAUCCAGGCAGCGCUGGCCGGGGCGUUGCAACCUCGGCCUCCUCGCAGAGAAGGCCCUCCCAGGGCCAGAGCCCACCGAAGCUACCGCAAGCAGUCCAGCUCCGAGCUGGACACGGACUUGGACGGAGAGGACUUUGAAAUGCUGGAUCAGUCUGAACUGAACCAGAUGGAUCCCCUUGGAGGAGGAGGGAGUAGUAGACGGGGAGAGAGCCAGGGGUCUAACUUCUUGUCUAGCCUGCUAGGUAAACCACAGUAGUGUGUGUGUGUGUGUGUGUGUGUGUGUGUGUGUGUGCGCGUGCAUGAGUGCAACUUCAUGAGCAGUGAUUGUGUGAGAUGAUUUUAGGUUCCAGCAGCCCUGCUUCUAAUUGGCAUCAGAUUAUCACUGUGAAGAUUUUAAUUUUAUUUUUCCUACACUCUUUCCUCCCUUACUUUUAAUCCCUGAUCAUCCAGACUCUUACUUUGUAGGCUGAGCAAUAAGAAAUGCAACAACAUACAUUAAACUUAUUAUUAUUAUUAUUAUUAUUAUUAACCAGCAUUAUUGAGCCGUGUCGCAGUCUUGUAAUUAAUUUACACGGGCACUUGUUAAUUACUUAAGAAUAAAGAACAGUGCCCCCAUAAGAUCUUUUUUACUAUACAGGGCUAUUUAACAUGGGACCAAAUAUGACAUUCCAGUUGGUUGAGCUGAUUACUUUGAUAAUGACACUAUGGAACAGCAUUACAUGUUAUAGUUUCUUUAGUCACUGGAAUAGUCGAUAUAGCUAAAUAAACCCCUCAUUUGUGUCCCUUUUCAAAGAACCAGCAGCUCAUGUUGCUGUCGCUAUUCUUGCUCUUCUGUAGUCCGAUAGUUGAUUUAUUUUGUUCCAGGUUUACAGAUUUUAAAUUAAUGUUAUUUAGACUCUUGUCAGCAGUAGUGAAUUUGGACAGUGAUUGUCUUCCAUAAUGAAUAUGAAGAAUAUUUGCAUAAAAGUUUCAGUUCACUUUACUUGUUUGCGUCUCUGCUGUCUUAACAUACGGGGGCAUCUUCAUGCGUUUUUGGAGCUUCUUUUGUCCCAUUCUUCUGAUAUCUGACCUGAUGUUUGCUGUUCAUUGUGUUCAUGAACUUGUGCCCCAGGAGGAGGAGGUCUGUUUCUUAUUUCUAUGCGAGUAUGUUUUCAUUUCCCUGCCUUUUAAUACAGCUCAAUAGCGUAAUAUGUCCAUGUUUAAUACCUUGAAUCAGCUUUGUGUUUCAAAAGUCAUAUUUAAACACAUUUCUUUAACAUUUACCAUCUUUGUAUUUCAUGUAGUUGAUGGUCAUGCUGAACUUUUUAAGAGAAAAAUCUGAUGUUAUUCAAUACAGAGAUCUUUUACUAUUUUAAUAGGGGAACAUGUUUACAUCGAAAUUGGGUAUAGAAAGUUAUCCUUCUAUCCUUUUUUAAAAAGUGUUGGUAAAGGUUUGAUGUGGCUUUUAUGUGCUGGUCAGCCUGAUUUCCAUUUGAUGGACAAACCACGUCAGUAAGACACAACUUAACUGCGGAAAUGGCACUUCAAACUUAAAUGAGCCACAGUUGAGAUUUAUUAAAAUGAGAAAAUGCUUUUUAACAGAUGCAUUGUUCUCUUUAAUUAUAUUUUGAGAGGAAAAUUAUAGCAGCAACUAUUAUUUAACACAAUAGAAAAAAAACAGCUGGAUUCACAUUCAGACGGUGAAGUAGAUACAGAUGUGCACUGUUGAGGAGUUUGCUGAUACGUCUAGGCUGAAAUAGAUCAGGUCCGAGUGGUCUGACCUCAGUUAACCAGAAUGUUGCUGAUUGCUGCUCCAGGAAGAGUCGGUUCCUCAGUGUGAUGAUGUUUAUGUGCAUAGUAGUGUAUAUUAUUCUCUGUAAACUGGUUUUGAUAUGUUUUGAUGUGCAAAUCUUAUUGAAUAAAAUGUUUGCAAUUAAA
Molecule: messenger RNA, 3413 nt
Organism: Anarrhichthys ocellatus (wolf-eel)
Lineage: Eukaryota; Metazoa; Chordata; Actinopteri; Perciformes; Anarhichadidae
Gene: retreg3
Product: reticulophagy regulator family member 3
Exons: 9
Coding region: 220-1752 (510 amino acids)
Biological process (GO): reticulophagy
Source: RefSeq, a predicted model, not a curated record